GGCCAUGGCUCAAGCACAUAAGCCUACCACAUUACUGUAUAUUCACCGUGGACUGAAGCGAGCAGCGGCGUUUUUCGGGCCUGUGAGAGGAGCUGAGAGGCCGCAGCCAUGUCUGAUAAAGGCCGCGAUGUGGAUUUAACCAGAGCCAAACAAAACACCGGCGUCUGGCUGGUCAAGAUUCCUAAGUAUCUGGCACAACAGUGGGGAAAAGCAUCUGGACGAGGAGAAGUUGGCAAACUUAAAAUAACUAAACAACAAGGAAAAACAGUGGUGUCAUUCAAUCUGAAUGAAGACCUCAGUGUGGUUGAACAUUCGGGGGAGAAGACCAUGUCAGUGCGAGCGCCCAGAGAGCAUCCGUUCACCAUGCAGACUGUGGGGGGCCAGACCCUGGCCGUCUUUACAGAGAACUCCUCAGACCAGAUUACACUUGAAGGCAUGGUGGUACAACGUGCUGAAUGCAGACCUGCAGUCAAUGAGAGCUACAUGAAGUUAAAGAAACUACAGAUUGAGGAAUCAAUGAAGCCGCUCCGGCUGUCUCAGCAGCUGGAGAAAGCAAUUACCACCAAUUACAAACCUGUGUCUAAUCACACCUAUAAUGUGGAAUAUGAGAAGAAAAAGAAAGAGGAAGGCAAGAGAGCCAGGGCUGACAAGCAGAAAGUUCUGGAAAUGCUCUUCUCUGCUUUCGAGAAACACCAGUAUUACAACAUUAAGGAUUUGGUGGAGAUCACUAAGCAACCUGUGAUUUACCUGAAAGAAAUUCUGCGUGAAAUUGGAGUUUACAAUCCCAGAGGGCCUCACAAAAGUACCUGGGAGCUGAAACCAGAAUAUCGCCACUACCAGGAAGAAGAAAAUGAAGAAGAAAAGAUGGUUUAACAUCUGACAUGGCUGCACUUACACUAAUGAAACAUCAUUUAUUUAUUUCAGUUUAUUUUAUUCUUGCCAGUUACUUUUGUUUGGACAACAGAUGCCAUUAGCAUAUUUGUUUUGUGUGCAUGAAAUAGGAUUGUUCUGAAUAGAAAAUGAAAUAAAUGUGAAUUUGCUUAA
Pangasianodon hypophthalmus (striped catfish) is the source of this 1044-nucleotide messenger RNA. RefSeq names its product general transcription factor IIF, polypeptide 2b (gene gtf2f2b). Gene Ontology annotation, cellular component: transcription factor TFIIF complex. The coding region runs from base 109 to 873 and encodes 254 amino acids. The record is from RefSeq and is a predicted model, not a curated record. Lineage: Eukaryota; Metazoa; Chordata; Actinopteri; Siluriformes; Pangasiidae. Gene Ontology annotation, biological process: transcription by RNA polymerase II; transcription initiation at RNA polymerase II promoter. The transcript is spliced from 8 exons.